This is a messenger RNA of Saccostrea echinata, 1844 nucleotides long. Its product is annotated as monocarboxylate transporter 2-like. The coding region runs from base 312 to 1652 and encodes 446 amino acids. The record is from RefSeq and is a predicted model, not a curated record. Gene Ontology annotation, biological process: transmembrane transport; monocarboxylic acid transport. The transcript is spliced from 6 exons. NCBI's taxonomy places the organism in Eukaryota, Metazoa, Mollusca, Bivalvia, Ostreida, Ostreidae. Gene Ontology annotation, molecular function: monocarboxylic acid transmembrane transporter activity.
UGUAUAUAGCAAAGUGACAUUAAAAUUAUCUGCAGUAAGUUUACAAAAUAUAGAAGAGUUCAGAAAACAACAAUUGAAGAGAGGUGAAAGUAAAUAGGACUGAAGAGGACGAAAGCCAAGACGCAAACUUAAAUGAAAACUAUAUAUAUAAGUCAAAUGCUGUUUACUUCGAACAUUUUGACUUACCCCAUGAUGCCACUAGUUAUGACAAUGAUUAAUGCAAACUAAAGAUUACUGUAUAAUUGUUACAUCAAGUUGAUCGAUUUUCAAGGCAUGAAGGUCAAAUAUGCGAAUUUCCCAAAAUUCAUACAAUGAAAAAACCGAUUGUGCUUCUAGCAGCCUUCAUAAAUAACUUUCUUGGAAGUAGUUUGGGGUAUUCAGCGGGAAUUAUCCAUUUUGGACUGCUGGAAAAAUUCCCAGAAUCUGCUUCCAAAGUUGCCCUGGCAGGUGCUCUGUUCACGAGUGUUUUCUGUUUAGCUGGUCCUAUAUCCACCACUGUGAUCAAUACACUAUCCUGUAGGUCUGCUUUGUUCAUUGGGGCAUUCCUAAACUUUGCUGGCUUCCUGGUGUCAAGUUUUUCAUCAAACAUAGAACUUGUUGUAUUCUGUUAUGGGAUUAUUUCAGGAAUCGGUCAGUCAAUGAUGUAUUCCGCCAGUGUCUUAGUCGCAGGCUACUACUUCCACAAAAACGUCAGUGUAGCUACUGGGGUGGUGGUGUCAGGGACAGGCUUGGGUGUAACAGUGUUCCCCAUGUUUACCGAGUUCCUCCUGAGGGCACACGGAAUUGACGGAACCUUUCUCCUUCUCUCAGCAAUCAGUCUCCAGACAUGUGUUUUUACUAUGUGCAUAGGAAUUCAUGAAAUAGAACGAGAAAGAAAAAGUCCUCAAAAAUUCUCAACGAGGUUGAAAUUAGUAGUAUAUGACCUUAGAAAACUUUCCUCCAAUGGUGCUUUCUGUCUUCUAUGUAUUAGUAUUUUAUGUUGGAGUACAAGUUUGAAUACGUCUGUACUUUUUCUGCCAGAUUACUAUAAAAGUACGGGUUCUUCAGAGUUGCAAGCUGCCUCAUUAAUGUCUAUAUAUGGAGUAUUCAACUAUUUCUCAAGGGUAAUCACUGGUUUAGCAGCAUCUGAUGAUCAAGUAGACGGAAAAAUAUUGUAUAUGGGAUCAUUUGUCAUAUUGUCUAUGUGUACAGCAUUACUGCCUAUGGUUGGGACUUCUUUCGCAGGGAAGGUGUUUUAUUCAAUAGUACUCGGACUGUAUUCUAGUGGAGUCUGGUCGCUCUUAACGACUAUAACAAUUGAACUUAUUGGUAUUAAACAAACAUCAACAGCAUUUGGUAUUGAAAUGCUGACAAGUGGAAUAGGUUUUUUAUCUGGACCAGUAAUCGGAAAUAAUAUAAAAGAAGUAAGUGGGGGAUAUUCUCUUGUGUUUGUGAUCUCUGGGAUUCUAUAUAUGAUGGCUGGCGUGUUUGAAGUUUUUAUGAUUUUGACAAUGAGAAAAUCUGGUGUUCUUCAGAGCAGUGAAGAGCAGAGAAGAAGUAUUGAAAUAGAGGACACAAUGAUAAGGAAUGGAAAUGAAGAAUUAGAAAAUAACAAAUCUGAUGAAGAAGACGAAAGAACCAUAGAAAUUGAAGAGAGACAGAAAUUAAAAUGAAAUUCCACUGGAAGCCACAGAUUGUGUUUGUUAAUAACUAUUGUGUACCUGCAUCUUGACAUCAUCGUAGACAGCCUUUUAUUACUUCCACCUUAUUAAUAAUGUAAAGAAUUUAAGAAAAACACGAUUAGCGAAUCAUUGACGGAAUCACGUAGUCUAUAAAGUCACAGACAAUAAAAAUGUCUAAUUCUA